Messenger RNA from Strongylus vulgaris, 380 nucleotides. NCBI's taxonomy places the organism in Eukaryota, Metazoa, Nematoda, Chromadorea, Rhabditida, Strongylidae. The record is from the annotation of a GenBank genome assembly.
AUGGCGCAUCAUCGUCGUUACAAGAAAUCUGCUGGUAAUUACAUCACUUUAGCCCCUUCCUACGAGCUCGUCCUCUCUAAGAAUGAACCAUCCCAAAUCGACUCCACCUUGGCAGUAACGGUAGAAGAAGGUCAAUCAUUAAAUCUGAAGUGCACUGCAGGUGAAGGAAUAGACGAAAGAACGUUGCGUUUCGAAAAAGAGUUAGAAGAAGUUAAAGGCAGACGUUCACCAAGAAGUGUGAGCCAAGAGAUUUUCAAUUUUGAAGAUGCCGCUCACAGCGGUCUUUAUGAAUGCUUCGCAAGGACAAGCAAUGGGGAGGAAUAUUCGAGAAAGAUGAGAGUCUCUACUAAGGUGCGCUCAGCUGAUUUUAGAGGAUGAGA